UUGAAAUGAUAGUGAAAAACUUCUUGACUUGACUUUACUUGUUGCCUCAGUGAGGGUGGGGAACUGCGCCCUCCUACCAAGAAGAAAUGAAAAACAGUAGUUUGGCUAAAACGCUUGUUCCACAUCACACAGAAGAAACCUCAGAGCUCCGAAAUACUGUACUGAAGAAGUUAUUUGAAAGAUUUAACCAACAUCAUGUCUUCAGUUGAAAGUGACUACUAUUAUGACUAUGAUUCAAUUACAGAUAAGCCACCAGCUCAAGCACGUUGUACAGACGCAACGUGUGUUUUACUGGCAACAGUCAAUGUGAUAAUUGUGCUUCUUGGUAUCACUGGAAAUGGUUUGGUGAUCUGGAUUGCAGGGUUUAAGAUUAAGAAAACAGUCAACUCUGUCUGGUACCUCAGCCUCGCUGUGUCCGACUUCCUCUUCUGUGCCUUCCUGCCCUUGUCCAUUGUCUAUAUUAUUAAAAGUGAAUGGGAAUUUGGGCUUUUCAUGUGCAAGUUUGCAUCCUUCAUCUUGUCCCUCAACAUGUUCAGCAGCAUCUUCCUCCUUCUCAUCAUCAGUGUGGAUCGCUGUGUUGUGGUGAUGUUUCCUGUAUGGGCACAAAACAAGCGCACUCUACGCAGGGCCUUGGUGAUGGUUUUACUAGCUUGGAUCGCCUCAGCAUUACUGAGUCUGCCAGCAACCAUUUUCCAAGAUAUAGAUAUAAUUAGCAACAAAUGCUUCAGCAACUACAACCAUGAUAAUGAACAUGUCGCUGUAGUGGUAUUCCGAUUCAUUUGUGGCUUUGCAAUUCCCUUUCUGAUCAUCAUCACCUGUUACAUCCUCAUCAUCUGAAAGCUGAGAAAUAACCAGAUGGCGAGGUCCAAUAAGCCAUUUAGCGUCAUGACAACACUGAUAGUGGCUUUCUUCAUAUGCUGGCUGCCUUACCACAUUUUUAAAUUAUUGGAAUUAGACCACAACUAUCAUCAUGUCAUUCCUACUGGGCAACGAUUUGGAAUCACUCUUGCUAGCGCCAACAGCUUUAUGAACCCGUUGCUUUACGCUUUCAUGGGAAAGGACUUUAAGAGAAAAUGUUAUGCAAUUCUCUCCAAGAUUGAGAGCACAUUCGAGGAGGAAGCCCAGGGCACACUCCGAGGGACGUCUAUUACUAACUCAGGAGACGGCAAACUUUCCACUUCAGUUUAAAGCAAAUUCUACAUUAACAAAUUAAUCUUUUUCUGUCAACAAAC
Messenger RNA from Hemibagrus wyckioides, 1232 nucleotides. Its product is annotated as chemerin-like receptor 1. The transcript has 2 exons. The record is from RefSeq and is a predicted model, not a curated record. Gene Ontology annotation, molecular function: complement receptor activity; G protein-coupled receptor activity. Gene Ontology annotation, biological process: positive regulation of cytosolic calcium ion concentration; regulation of calcium-mediated signaling; phospholipase C-activating G protein-coupled receptor signaling pathway. Gene Ontology annotation, cellular component: plasma membrane. NCBI's taxonomy places the organism in Eukaryota, Metazoa, Chordata, Actinopteri, Siluriformes, Bagridae.